AUGGAGGACAACCUAGACAUACCAGAGGAGUCUAUGCGACACAUUGAGGCCCUGCUGGCAAGGCAUCCUCCACAUUUGAUCCAGAGGAUGUUUUCUCAGGCGAUAGAUUCGCGCCGCAACUCUACAGCCUCGUCAUUCAUGUCUACCAGCACUGCGAGUUCAUCUACAACAUCCUCGUCGGGGUCAUCAUGGCGGUCUCGGCUUUCUAUGGCAUCGACAUUUUCUUCAUCCACAGGGAGCAGUGAUACGCGCAGUUCCAUUGCUUCCUCGUCGUCGUCGCGCUCUAGGAUGAGAAGGGCAGAGCCACGUUCCUACCCAGCUGGUCUUGAUCCGACACGUCCGGUCCCUGCUUCCAUGCCUGCGGUGGAUACCGAGAGUCCACUCGACCUCAAGAUUGAACCAAGUUACACACCAACAGAUGACAUUAGUGUUGCUUCUCCAUCGCUGAACCCGGAUGAUGACAAGUCACAGAGUCAGUCGGGUGAGCCAUUCAUGUUCUGCACCUAUUGUGCCGAACAAAAGAGCCAGAAGACGUUCAAAGCAAAGUCUGAUUGGAAGAAACAUGAGAUGAGGAUGCAUGAGACGGGAGAGGACUGGCCAUGUGUUGUCAACGGUUGCAACCGCAUCUUUGACCGCCAAAAGGAUUUCAUCAAACAUCAUCAGCGCUACCAUGCCGGUCGGCCUUUGCCAUCGCUGACAGACAUUGGCAUCACGUUACUGCCGAGAAGAGUGUUCGGUUGUGGAUUCGACAAGUGUAAAGAAGUCAGCAUCGGUUGGGAUGAGCGAUGUGACCACGUCGCGAAGCAUAUGAAGAAUGGCGCGACCAUGGACCAAUGGAAAUAUUCUAAUGUGAUCAGGAAUCUAAUACGACAGGAAGCUCUUCACGACACAUGGAAAGAGCUUAUCGGUUGCUUGGAUGAGAGAUUGCGAGAGAGUCGGUCGCAAAUUAGCUGGUGUCCCGACAACUCGAGAAUCCUCCGACAGAAGCUCCAGUGCUGUGAUCUUCGACCGAGUCGGGAAGAGGUUUUGAUUACUGCCUUGAGUCUACGCGCUGAUAUACCCCUGGACCCUGUGCAUCAACAGCUACCCACCGGCUUCGUAACACCCUCACGAGAUUCCGUGCCGCAUGUUGAGAAGCUGUCGCGCGAGCAGCGAAUGCACAUACUCAUCGGAAACUCAAACCCACAUCACUCAAGAGCGAGGCUCGCGAGUAUCAACGCAGCUUUGCUGCGCAUUAGUAGUUCGUUGGCGCACGUGCCUGACUAUGAUUGCGGCUCGUCUCCAUUUGUGGAGCCGCAGACGCCCGCAGUGGAUACAGCCAGCCGCCGUAUCAGUUAUAUGGACGUGGACCCUGGAGAUUAUCUGGACGUAGCGCAACCGGCUAUUCCUGAUCUCCCACCGGCUAUGACGACAUCCACGAUGCAUACACCUCAUGCACACUCCACGCCAGUCAUGGAUCACGAGCAGCACACACAGUUGUACCAGAACGAGUACAUGGACCAAGUCAAGGUUACACCCAACCCAUUGGAAUCACUGUAUCCCAACUACUUCGGUGCUGCUCCCCAGUUCGAAGAGUCGCAAUACUACGACCGCCCCUCGUUCGGUCAAAUGAUAUCGAAGCCGCUCCACAAGAUAGGCACUCGGAUAAGCAGCUCAAGAGGCAGCUCUUCGAAUCAGAGACCAUCAUCGCAGAUGAGUCAAGCUUCGUCAGAGAUGCUUCCUGACUACAGUGUUGCCGCAAUGGGCAUGCGUCACCCUCAUCAGCAUCAGCAACCCCAGCACCACAUCCCGCAACACCAUCAGCAUCCUCAACAUCAUGUGAUGCCCCAGCAGCAUCAACCCUACCGCGACUCGACGUCGCAGCAAAUGCAUGACCACAUACACAUGUAUACGACGCAAAGCUGA
Alternaria rosae is the source of this 1905-nucleotide messenger RNA. RefSeq lists its product as uncharacterized. Lineage: Eukaryota; Fungi; Ascomycota; Dothideomycetes; Pleosporales; Pleosporaceae. The coding region runs from base 1 to 1905 and encodes 634 amino acids. The transcript has 2 exons. The record is from RefSeq and is a predicted model, not a curated record.